AUGAUCAUCGUCAUCGUCGUUGUCAUUGUCACUCCCCCCCACCGGAGAUGCCGCUGGAAAAGGGGCCCCGUGGGCGGCACUGGGACCAGUCUGGGGACUGGGAACGACACUGGGACCAGUCUGGGGACUGGGAACGACACUGGGCCCAGUGCCGGGACCCCGACUGGGACCCCCCGGAGUGGCUCCCGCCCCGGCGUCAGCCCCUCGGAAUUCCGGGAUUUCUGGGCCUUCCUGCAGCGCUUCCGACGCCUCCCCCAAAAGGAGGAGCCCCCCAACAAAUCUGGGGGGCCCCAAAACCCCCUGGGGCUGCCCCCCCACUACGACCCCCAGCUCCGCAUCAACCUGGCCCUGCUGGGGGGGGAAGACCCCCCGAAAUACCAAGGAGGGGACCCCCAGGACUCUCCAAAAUACCAGCCAGGCGACCCCCAGGACCCCGCAGAACACCAGGGAGGGGACCCUGAGGACUUUGGGGACCCCCCAAAACACCAUCGAGGGGGACCCCCCAAACGCCACCGAGAUGACUCUGGGGACGCUCAGGACCCCCUGAAACGCCCCCGAGGUGACCCCAGGGACCCUCAGGGUCCCCCAAAACGCCCCGGAGGUGACUCUGGGGACCCUCAGGACCACCCGAAACGCCCCCGAAGCGACUCUGGGGCCCCCCCAAAACGCCAUCGAGGUGACUCCGAUGACCCCGAGGACUUUGUGGACCCCCAGAAACACAGGAAGAGGGACCCCGAGGACUUUGUGGACCCCCAGGAACACCCCCGCGCGGACCCCGCCCGGAGGGAGCUGCGGCGGGCGCUGCUGCACUACCUGUGCCUGCUCCAGCGCGGCUCCUUCGCCCGCCUGGCGCGGCUGUGGCGCGGCCGGGCCGCCCUGCCCAUCGCCCGCCACCGGCGCCGGCUGCUGGGGCUGCUGGGCCGCCACCAGGUGCUGGUGGUGGCGGGGGACACCGGCUGCGGCAAGUCCACCCAGGUGCCCCAGUACCUGCUGGAGGCCGGGUACCGCCAGGUGUGCUGCGCCCAGCCCCGCCGCGUCGCCUGCGCCGCCCUGGCGCGCAGGGUGGGGCUCGAGACCCUGGGCAGGUACAAGGUGGGUUUCCAGACGCGCUUCGAGCGCACCUGCGGGCGCGGCGCCCACCUGGUGUUCGUGACGCUGGGGCUGCUGCUGCGGCAGCUGCAGAGCGACCCCGCCCUGGGCAGGUACCAGGUGCUGGUGGCCGACGAGGUGCACGAGCGGCACCUGCCCGGGGACCUCCUGCUGGGGGCGCUGCGGCGCCUGCUCCCGGCGCGCCCCGCCCUGCGCCUGCUGCUCAUGUCGGCCACCUGCGACCCGCACCUGUUCGCCACCUACUUCGGGGGAGCCCCCGUGCUGCAGGUGCCCGGCCGGCUCUACCCCGUCAAGGUGCUGUACCAGCCCAUCCCCUCGGAGCCGAGGCAGACCCACCUGGAGGCGGGGCCGUACCUGCGGGUGCUGGAGGCCAUCGACGCGCAGGUGCCGCGCGAGGAGCGCGGGGACGUCCUGGUUUUCCUCAGCGGGGCCGCCGAGAUCCAGCAGGUGCUGGGCCCUGCCCAGGUGUACGCCCAGCACACCCAGCGCUGGGUCGUGCUGCCCCUGCACGGCAGCUUACCUGCCGAGCAGCAGGACAAGGUGUUCCACCUGCCCCCCCCCGGGGUGCGCAAGUGCAUCCUGGCCACCAACAUCGCCGAGACCUCGGUGACCAUCGACGGCGUGCGCUUCGUCGUCGACUCAGGUAAGGUGAAGGAGCUCAGGUACGAUGCCCAGGCCAAGGUGAGGCGGCUGCAGGAGUUGUGGAUCAGCCGGGCCAGCGCCGAGCAGCGCAAGGGCCGCGCCGGCCGCACCGGCCCCGGCACCUGCAUCCGCCUCUACUCCCGAGAGCUCCUGCACACCUGGGCCAGGUACCCCCAGCCCGAGAUCCACAGGGUGGCCCUCGACUCCCUGGUGCUGCAGGUGAAGAGCCUGGGGCUGGGGGACCCGCGGACGUUCCCGUUCCUGGAGGCCCCUCCCCCCGCCAGCGUGGAGGUGGCGCUCAGGUACCUGCAGGACCAGGGGGCCCUGGACGAGCACGAGGACCUCACCCCCAUUGGCCACCUGCUGGCUCACCUGCCCGUCGAUGUCGUGGUGGGUAAGGUGCUGGUGCUGGGGGCUCUGCUGCACCUGGCGGAGCCCACCCUGACGGUGGCGGCGGCGCUGAGCGUCCCCUCCCCCUUCCUGCGCCCCUCCCCCUCGGGGCACACCUGGGCCGAGCCCCGGCGGCACCUGCAGAGCCCCCACGGGGACCCCCUGACGCUGCUCAACCUCUUCAACCAGUGGCUGCAGGUGAAGGCCGAGCGCGGCAGGAGCUCCCGCCGGUGGUGCCGCCGUCGGGGCGUGGCCGAGCACCGGCUCUACGAGAUCGCCGACCUGCGGCGCCAGUUCCAGGAGCUGCUGCAGGAGCAGGAGCUGCUCUCGGAAGGUUCCGGAAGGGCCGAGCGGCGCCGGGGGGGGCGUCGGGAGCGGCACCUGCUGAGCCACGCCCAGCGCGCAGGUGAGCGGCGCCCGCAGGUGCUGCGGCUGAACCAGGGCGAGGAGGAGGAGGAGGAGGAGGAGGAGGAGACCCAGGAGAGGGGCAGAGUCGACAUCCAGGCCGUUCGGUUCGAGCUGCGCCACGACCCUCGGGAGCUGCGUCUCACCUGUGGGGCUCACCUGGCCCCGCCCCAGGUGGCCCUGCUGGGGCUGGUGCUGGCCCGGGGGUUGUACCCGCAGGUGGCCCUGCCCGACCCCCUCAACGGCGCCCGCCGCGACUCCGAGCAGGUG
Molecule: messenger RNA, 2817 nt
Organism: Myiozetetes cayanensis
Lineage: Eukaryota; Metazoa; Chordata; Aves; Passeriformes; Tyrannidae
Gene: DHX34
Product: DExH-box helicase 34
Exons: 12
Biological process (GO): nuclear-transcribed mRNA catabolic process, nonsense-mediated decay
Cellular component (GO): intracellular anatomical structure
Molecular function (GO): RNA binding
Source: RefSeq, a predicted model, not a curated record